GAUAGGAACAAACCCGACCGAGAGACAGCUGUACAUAAGAUACAACUCAUCGAACUACGCGUGUUAGAUUAUAAUCGGUCUCCACGUUUUAAACACACUCGGAUCGCGCUGAAAUCGGUGAUGCUCCUGGAUUUCGGUGCGAAAUGUGUGAGUUUUAUCAACAUCGUGUUCACGGGAGCGUGGAAAUAAGUCGAGCGCUGUGCAGCAGGAAGUCAGGCUGCAUGAGCGGAGUGCGCAUGCGCCGCGUCUCUGCACUUUCUGGGGAUGUGUUUGUCUGCAUUUAACGAUGAAUAAACUCCUGGACAGCUGUUCUGUGAAAGCGGCCCAUCUCUCAAGUCUGUUGUGAGCAUGAUGGCGACCACCGAGGAGGUCGCAGUGUCCAUGGGGGAGGUGGUAAUGCUAAAAGCUGAGGAGGAGGGUGACCCCGACGACCCUAAUAAGACUCAGGUCAUCCUCCAGCUCCAACCCAUCCCCACUGGCGAUGAAUCUGCUGAAACAGAUGCAGCUGUCAUGGCUGUUGAAGCACCUCCAGAACAAACGGAGGGAGAUGAGGUGGAAAUCGGCUGUGCCAUAACCUGCGGCGACUGCAAAGCCAUGCUGCUCUUGAAGAAAUUUGUGUGUCCAGGAAUCAACGUGAAAUGCGUGAAGUACGAAGACCAGCUGAUCAGCCCCAAGCAGUUUGUGCACAUCUCUGGAAAAGCCACUCUGAAAGACUGGAAGAGAGCCAUCAGGAUGGGUGGAGUCAUGCUCAGAAAAAUGAUGGAUUCAGGUCAGCUGGACUUCUACCAGCACAGCACGCUGUGCACCAACACGUGCCGCAGCACCAAGUUUGACCUUCUCAUCAACAACACACGGUUUCCUCCGGAUGGCACUGGACUUGGCAUGCCCACAUCCUCUCAAGCUCAGGUGGUUCUGGGUAAUGGCGGGACAGUGGGUGAGGACAGACCUGAAGCUCUAUGUGGGAAGUUGGACUGGAGCUCACUGGAGUCUGUGGACAAGAAGGAAUCCAACGAGAUCUCAGAGGACACACUGAACUUCUGGAAGGGUAUUGCCGACGUGGGUUUGCUGGGUGAAGUGGUGACCAACAUCAGCACUGAGCUGCUGGAGAUGCUGAACGGCGUGCAGCAGCUCAGGGAUCUGGUUGCCUUACAGGACACAGAUUCCUGUCUGGUAGAGGUGGCUGUGCUCAGUAACCUGGCCCAAGUGUUCGGCCUGCUCGACUCAGUAAAGACGAUCCUGGACAAGAGGAGGCAGCAGACGGAUCCCAUCCAGGAGGAGGUCCUCAGCACACUCAGCAACCUGGAGGUGCAGCUGGAGGAACAGAGGAAGCAGCAGCAGGUCCGAGCUCUUCUCUCCUGCCCGCAGCCUGCCAAGAACAAAACUCCCACCAAGCGCCAGACCAAACGGCCUCGUCUGCAGAGGCCCGUCUCCUCAACCACCCUCCUGGCGUCCCCCAUUAACCAGCAGGCCACCCUGCAGCCUCAACAGUUCACCAUUCUCUCACCCCUCUCUCUGUCCUCUAUGGGUCAGCCCUUCACCAUGGCAGGCCUACCUAUCGCCACCCUAGGCCAGUCCUCUAAAACGGUUACGCUGCUUCCCGCUGGCUCACAGUUCUUCACCCGCUACAUGGUUACCGGAGACGGAAAGGCAGACACCAUCACCCUGCAUCCAUCCUCCGGCCUCACACUGGUGGGUACCACCUCUAUGCAGGACUCCUGCCAGCUGGGCUCCAUGGUGAGCCCAUUAGAGCUGGUGCACCUGAGCCAGCAGGGCGGCAGCACAGAGGUGGUGCCCAUAGAAGGCCAGAUGAUAGACGGAACCAUGCUGGUGCAGCAGGAGAUGAUGCAGGGGGAGGUGGACACAGGCCAGGAGCAAACGGUCAUCGAGAUCAACCCAGCUCCGGUGGAGCAAGCGGUGGGUGUGAUGGAGCUACAGCUGACUGGGGAGCAGGGCAGGGACGACGCGUCCAUGAUUGUCCAAAGUGCGAUGGAGGUGACGUUGGCUGGGGAGGGGGUGGGGACGCAGUGCCAAAUACAGGAAGGGCAGACUGAGGGGGUUCAAGGGCUGCAGCUGGAUGCCAGCGGACAGUUGUCAAAUGUACAGAUCGUUAUGAUUGGAGGAAACACUCAGGUAGAAAACCAGGUGAAAUGAGACACACCUCCUCUUUUAUCCAGCAAAGCAGGUAUGAACUGAGCAAUCCCAGACUUGAAACUGUAAAUACACCAAAUUUUCCAAAUCCACUGAUUGACUUGGCCAAGCACAGGGGGAGUCAUUUUCCCUUUUUGGUGCAAGAGUGUGUGUCUGCGUGCGUGCAUGUGUGUGUACAUUCUCUUCUCAACAUGUUGAUUUUUAUUGAAACACAGCGGCGUCACAACAAAGAACCAUGAUGUAUUCUCCUGAUUGUUUUGUAUUAAACGGAUAGUUGCAGUU
Molecule: messenger RNA, 2430 nt
Organism: Platichthys flesus (European flounder)
Lineage: Eukaryota; Metazoa; Chordata; Actinopteri; Pleuronectiformes; Pleuronectidae
Gene: gmeb1
Product: glucocorticoid modulatory element binding protein 1
Exons: 10
Coding region: 349-2151 (600 amino acids)
Biological process (GO): positive regulation of transcription by RNA polymerase II
Cellular component (GO): nucleus
Molecular function (GO): DNA-binding transcription activator activity, RNA polymerase II-specific; RNA polymerase II cis-regulatory region sequence-specific DNA binding
Source: RefSeq, a predicted model, not a curated record